CUCGCCAUUUUUUCUCCCUCGAUCUGAAGUCUCUGAAGAUUCUGACACAGAAAGGAGAAGAAGAGGCCAUUUCACAUUUUCACUUUCCUAUUCUCUGUUUGUUUCUCGAGAAACCGUUUCGAAUCGUAACGAGGAAAAAUCCAGGGGCUUCCUCAAACCCUAGCUCGGGAAUUUGUUGCGGAGAAGCUAGCUCGGGAUGAUCUCGGAUUGUUGAAGAUCGCUCGCUAUGGUGAGGUCAGACCAUGACCUCUUCUUGAACGCGAGAAUCACGUAUUUUCUUCGAGUUAUUGAUGGAACGCCGCCACAGUCUCUCUUCAGAGCCAACAACGACGAAGGAGAAGAAGAAAAGCAGCAGCGAAUUGGUGAGUGUGAAAUUGAUCGAAUGGGAGGAUUACGAGCAGGAAGUCGCGCGAUUGUGGAGCCUUUCGUCUGCUCUUAGGGAAGCUAGAGAGAAGAAGGAAGCUCUGGAAGGGAAGCUUCAUUCGCUCAAUCAGGUUGAAGCUGAAUCAUUAGAUCGAUUGAAUGUGCUUGAAGAGAUACGGGAGAGGGUUGACGCUAGGAAAAAGAUGAUGGAAAGCUUAUCAGACCGUUUGCAGGGAGCAGGAGAGAAAGCUAAGAAGGAAGAAGAAAGGCUUGGUGCAGAAGUUCGAUCUCUUUUGGUUGCAGGAACUGCUCUUUCUGUGGCUAACAAGAAAAUGGAGGAAUCAAAUAGGGUACUUGCUGGAGAAAGUGGAUUUCUUCGCCUCAGAAACUUGCAGAAGAUGCUCAGGUUGAGGCAACAGUUUAUGAUAUCACAGGUGUCGUUGCUUUAUUCUGUGAAGAUGUCACCAGGACCUUCACAGGAUCAAGAACUUGAAUCACUGCCUAGUACUAGUAAAUCAGGGAACAGUGCUGGAUCUAAACUUGUUAACCCAGGAUCCUUGACGAUUUUAGGUCUGCAUUUGACUAUGCUUCCUUUCACAAAGAUGAGUUUUUUCUCCAAUAAGAAGGAGGUGCAGAGGUCUGCAACAGCCCUAGGAUAUGUUGCUCAUGCUGUGUCACUUGUAUCCUCUUACUUAAAAGUUCCCAUCCGUUAUCCUGUGCGCUUGGGUGGUUCACAUUCUUAUAUAAUUGAUCCUGCACCUUCGAUAGAGCCCAUAUCAUCAUCAGUGGAGUCUUCAAAGUCAACAACUCAAUCCACUGUGAAGCCUGUUGAAUUCCCCCUCUUUCUAGAUGGUCAAGAUACAACACGAGCAGCUUAUGCGGUAUUCCUGUUGAACAAGGAUUUGGAGCAGCUGUUGAAUUACAUUGGUGUCAAGAGUUUAGGGCCGCGCCAUGUAUUAGCUAAUUUGAAGGAGCUUGUGAGGACAGUUCAAUCUGCCGAGUUUUUAGAAUCGUGAUUCAGAGGCACCUUCCGUAAAAAAUGUUUGCAACUUGUCUCUCUGUAAAGUGUACUUGUAUUCUUACACAGGUGCAAUGUUUUGGUUUCUCUUCUUCUGUUGCAGCACCUCUCCCCAUAACCCAUAGGAAUUCUACUUAAAUGUCUUUUAUUCUCUUUGCUUCCUUAGGUAGGAACUAGGAACCCUUUUUUGUCUCAUUAAUAGGAAACGAAAGUGUGAGAUUCAUUGCUUACCCCUUGUAAUAGUGAAAGUUCGAUUUGCAGUUAAUCCGCAAAUCGCAGUUAAUCCGCGAAACACAUGUGGUUUGGUUAAUUGAUUUUUGUUAAACCGCAAAUACCAUGCUAUCUCAUAAAUUUUUAUCUACAUUUCAGUUCAUGAUACCAUUAACAAUAAUUCACAAUAUAAAGCACUAAAACUAGGGUUUGGUUUGAAUCCCCCAGCUGAGAAUUCAUCUUGUGGCCAUUGGGUAGUAGUCCUCCUGCUUCUGGCUGGCGAUUUCC
Molecule: messenger RNA, 1879 nt
Organism: Linum tenue
Lineage: Eukaryota; Viridiplantae; Streptophyta; Magnoliopsida; Malpighiales; Linaceae
Source: the annotation of a GenBank genome assembly